CAGUCUCCGAGGCCCAUCCUUGCCCGUGGCUCUCUUCCGUUCCGUCACCCUCCCGCCCGUCACUCUCCGCUCUAUACCAUCCCGUCCUGUCCUUGCACCUCCGUCCUAUCCCCCCGUCCCGUCCCGUCCAGUACACGGCGCCCACGGCGUCCGCGGCAUAGUCCGCCCGUCGACCGCCCCGCCAUCUACGGCCCAUGUAGUCAUGGACCCCGCCCUACAAUGGACAACCCUCACGACUAUUUGAUUACGAGCCGUCCUCCUUCGCGGCCCGUCGACCCUGACAAUGCCGAUAGCUGGGUUAUGCUUAACCAGGGCGGCUUCGUCAAGCUUGGCAAUGAACGCAUCUUGAUGAAGCUCGACUCGAGGAUCUCAUGCGACCUGUCUGUGCCCCAGGAGCUGAGAUCACGAUGCACCUCGUUCCAACGGAAAAGCGAUAGGGGCACCCUUUUCCUUACCAACAAGAGAAUUGUGUAUCUACCAUCGAAACCUACCCAAGAACCAAAAUUCGAAUCCUUUAGUGCUCCCAUCUUAAAAUUUCAAGACUCUACGACCUCAUCCUCGAUGUGGUGGGGAUGGGUCUGGAAGUCGGACUGCAUCCCAGUAUCUGGGGGUGGCAUUCCACCAGACAUUCCACGAGUCGAAGUCAAGUUCACAUUUUCCGACGGCGGCAUGACGGACUUCAAUGAGACCUACAUCCGGUUGAGGGAGCGCCUCUUCCAGUAUCAAGAGAUGCGCCGAGAGAUGGGCCCUGGCGCUGAUGUUCCCGACGAACCUCUACCAGCCUACGAGGCCCAAUCUAGUCAACCAGCCACAGCCACUUUGGAUACGCGGCCAGAUCGAUCCGACAGUGCCGCCAGCCGGAGGGCGCCAGAUGAGCCGCCACCAGAUUAUGACGAGGCGCAAGCCCAGCAGUUGAAUAUCCGGCUGGAGGAUCACAUUCGAGGGGAGAUUGACAGGGGAGUAUACGAACGCGAUGAUUAACGGCCGCAUUUCGACCACAUCGAGGACUGGUCAAGAUACCAAGAUUUGAGCACUGCAUUAUGAACUGUCUUUUUUGCACCGUCGGGACUUUUGUAUCGUAGCGAUGGCAGACCUGCUCACAUGAUUUACGUUUGUCAAUGGCUAUCAGAUUAGAAGAAAUGAGAUGAUAGAUCAAGC
Fusarium vanettenii 77-13-4 is the source of this 1158-nucleotide messenger RNA. RefSeq lists its product as uncharacterized. Gene Ontology annotation, cellular component: nucleus. NCBI's taxonomy places the organism in Eukaryota, Fungi, Ascomycota, Sordariomycetes, Hypocreales, Nectriaceae. Bases 220 to 981 code for a protein of 253 amino acids. The transcript has 2 exons. Gene Ontology annotation, biological process: positive regulation of DNA-templated transcription. Gene Ontology annotation, molecular function: transcription coactivator activity; chromatin DNA binding. The record is from RefSeq and is a predicted model, not a curated record.